Messenger RNA from Otolemur garnettii (small-eared galago), 805 nucleotides. RefSeq names its product 14-3-3 protein beta/alpha-like. Gene Ontology annotation, biological process: signal transduction. Gene Ontology annotation, cellular component: cytoplasm. NCBI's taxonomy places the organism in Eukaryota, Metazoa, Chordata, Mammalia, Primates, Galagidae. The record is from RefSeq and is a predicted model, not a curated record.
AUGACCAUGGAUAAAAGUGAGCUGGUACAGAAAGCCAAACUUGCUGAGCAGGCUGAGUGCUAUGAUGACACGGCUACAGCCAUGAAGGCAGUCACAGAACAGGGGCACAAACUCUCCAAUGAGAGAAACCUGCUCUCUGUUGCCUACAAGAAUGUGGUAGGCGCCCGCCGUUCUUCCUGGCGUGUCAUCUCCAACAUUGAACAGAAAACAGAGAGGAAUGAGAAGAAGCAACAGAUGGGCAAAGAGUACUGUGAGAAGAUUGAGGCGGAACUACAGGACGUCUGCAAUGAUGUUCUGGAGCUGUUGGACAAAUAUCUUAUUCCCAAUGCUACCCAACCAGAAAGUAAGGUGUUCUACUUGAAAAUGAAGGGAGAUUAUUUUAGGUAUCUUUCUGAGGUGGCAUCUGGAGACAAUAAGCAAACCACUGUGUCGAACUCCCAGCAGGCUUACCAGGAAGCAUUUGAAAUUAGUAAGAAAGAAAUGCAGCCUACACACCCAAUUCGACUUGGUCUGGCACUUAACUUCUCCGUCUUCUACUAUGAGAUUCUUAACUCCCCUGAAAAGGCCUGCAGCCUGGCAAAAACGGCAUUUGAUGAAGUGAUUGCUGAGUUGGAUACGUUGAAUGAAGAGUCUUAUAAAGAUAGCACCCUGAUCAUGCAGUUGCUUAGGGACAAUCUCACGCUGUGGACAUCGGAAAACCAGGGAGAUGAAGGAGAUGCUGGGGAGGGAGAGAACUAAUGUCUAUUGUGCUUCGUGAUCUGUUCAGUAUCACUCUGUACCCUCCACAUAUAUCCCUUUGUGCGAU